CAAGGUUAAAUUCAUUCAUGACCAGACUUCAGCCAACCCCAAAUACAAGGGCUUCUUCCACGGAGUCAGAGAGAUCGUCAGGGCUCAGGGAAUAAGAGGAACGUACCAGGGUCUCACUGCCACGGUCCUCAAACAAGGCUCCAACCAGGCUAUUCGCUUCUUCGUGAUGACCUCUCUCAAAAACUGGUAUAAAGGUGACAACCCCAACAAAGCCAUCAAUCCUCUGGUGACCGGAACCUUUGGAGCCAUAGCAGGAGCAGCCAGUGUGUUUGGAAACACGCCUCUAGAUGUCAUCAAGACUCGGAUGCAGGGUCUUGAAGCACAUAAAUAUAAAAGCACGUUGGACUGCGCCAUGAAGAUCCUGAGACACGAGGGCUUGGCAGCUUUUUAUAAAGGCACAGUUCCUCGUCUGGGCCGCGUGUGUCUGGACGUGGCCAUCGUUUUCAUCAUCUAUGAGGAAGUGGUGAAGGUCCUGAAUACGGUGUGGAAGACGGACUGAGCCGCUGGACGCACUUAAAGGCCUCCUGGGCACGAGACACAGAUCUGAGUUCAGCAGACGUCCUCUGAGGGGUUGAGACAGGGAGGUGAACUUAGAUCAGUGUCUUGUGCCGACCGGGAGGCUGAAGAGAAGAAAGAACGCCUGACAGAGACUCAGCGUCGCUAACAUCUGGACAGCUGCAGAACACCUGAUAAAACCAAGGGUCAACUUUACAAAGUGGGAUUAUAAGAUCAGCCAGAUAACUUUGAAAAAGAUGCUUCACAUGAUUCCUUGACGACUUCUUUUAAAGAACAAGUUUGCAGAUAUUUCAUCACAUUUUUCAAGUUAUCUGGUUCACUGUCUUUGUAAACCUGCUUUGUAAAAUAUUCCCUCUGUGAAGAAUAUUAUUUUUCACCUUUCACAGCUGGUUUACUGAUGUUUCCUGUGAGUAUACAGGUGUCAUACUGGAUUGUCUUGAGUUAUUGUUGCUCUCUGUCUCCUCAAAAUGUUUAUUUAAACUCAAAGGAGCCAGACUGCAGCUCACAUAAACUGUGGUAACUUC
Molecule: messenger RNA, 1040 nt
Organism: Paralichthys olivaceus (Japanese flounder)
Lineage: Eukaryota; Metazoa; Chordata; Actinopteri; Pleuronectiformes; Paralichthyidae
Source: RefSeq, a predicted model, not a curated record